AUGUCUUUCCGUGGUGGCCGUGGCUCAUUCGGCACUGGUGCCAACCGGGGUGGUUUCGGCGGUCGUGGUGGUCGCGGAGGAUUCCAGCCGUCGUUCGGCCCCCCAGCCCAGGUCUUUGAAAUGGGUUCCUUCAAGCACGAUUGUGAGGGAGAGCUCGUCUGCGAGUCUAUCAACCCCAAGAUUCCCUACUUCAACGCUCCGAUCUACCUCGAGAACAAGUCGGAAAUUGGUCGAGUUGAGGAAGUUUUGGGCGCAAUCAACAACGUUUACUUCACCGUGAAGCCCAGCAACGGCAUUGUCGCUUCCUCAUUCAAGCCUGGUGACAAGGUCUUCAUUGGCGGCGACAAGCUGCUCCCUCUGGAGAAGUUCCUCCCCAAGCCCAAGGCUCCUCCUGGACCCAAGGUCAAGCGUGCCGGUGGUGCCCGUGGCGGUGCUCCCCGUGGCCGCGGUGGCUUUGGCGGCCGUGGCCGUGGUGCCCCCGGAGGUUUCUCCCGUGGUGGCAGCUUCGGUGGCCGUGGUGGUGGCCGUGGUGGUAGCUUCGGUGCUCCCCGUGGAGGUUCCGGUGGCUUUGGUGGCCGCGGUGGCUCCGGUGGCUUCUCUCGUGGUGGUGGCCGUGGUGCUCCCCGUGGUGGUGGUGGUUUCCGUGGUGGUAGCGGUGGUCGCUAUUAA
Molecule: messenger RNA, 669 nt
Organism: Penicillium verhagenii
Lineage: Eukaryota; Fungi; Ascomycota; Eurotiomycetes; Eurotiales; Aspergillaceae
Product: H/ACA ribonucleoprotein complex subunit GAR1/NAF1
Exons: 3
Coding region: 1-669 (222 amino acids)
Biological process (GO): ribosome biogenesis; snoRNA guided rRNA pseudouridine synthesis
Cellular component (GO): box H/ACA snoRNP complex
Molecular function (GO): box H/ACA snoRNA binding
Source: RefSeq, a predicted model, not a curated record